This is a messenger RNA of Penicillium psychrosexuale, 633 nucleotides long. RefSeq lists its product as uncharacterized. Lineage: Eukaryota; Fungi; Ascomycota; Eurotiomycetes; Eurotiales; Aspergillaceae. The transcript has 3 exons. The record is from RefSeq and is a predicted model, not a curated record. The coding region runs from base 1 to 633 and encodes 210 amino acids.
AUGACACCCCUAUCUGCGCUUCCGUCCUCGGAGACCACCGCUAGAGAAACCUUACGUUGCCUGCAGGGGCUUGAAGAGUUCAAUAAAGUUCGAAUACUUGUAACCGGUGGAUUGGCCCUAUUGAACCAUUUCCCCGGCAGUGAGAAAGUCGAAUUUCUCGUCUUUCUUGAAGGUGUAUUUGAUCAUAGGUUAGACGAGCAUCCUUCCGGGGCUCCAGAUCUGUUUAAAUCGAGACUAUCGUCCAUGCACCCAGACAGCUUUCGGCACCAACUCAAUCUAUUCCGAAUCAAUGGCAUACAACUUCAAUUCAUACCAAAGGAAAUAUUACCCUAUGUCCCACAAGGAGCAAGAACGAUCGCAGAGACCAGAGAAAUGAACACCAAUGACCUACCGUAUAUCUCUGGUUUAGACCUGUUCGUUUACAUGGUUGUGAGUUACGAGAUGAGUACGGAAACAUCAAACGGAUGCGCCUAUGUUAGGGUGAUCACGAAUUUCUUGCGACAUCUCCAAUCUAGGGGACCAGUCGUUUUCUCGUCUCAGCAAAUGGAAUCUUUGGCUAGCGGAUUAGAUUGGCUUACGAAAUAUGGCCGAUGGGACCAAGAGCAGUGGGUGCUAGAGUUGGGUCUUGAUUGA